AUGACGAUGAGUUCACCAGCUACGGCUCAGGACCUUACAAUCCUACAUUUCAAUGAUGUCUAUCACGUAUCCAACACCGACCUCGUCGCACGUUUUGCUACUGCACUCACGAAACCACGCUCGGUAGCAGUGAAUGGGUCCCCUCUCGCUCAAGGCGGCCCGACGUUACGCAUCUUCAGUGGCGAUGCGUUUUCACCAUCACUUGAGGCUGCUGUUCUCCGCGGAGACCACAUGGUCCCGGUGCUAGACAUCCUAGGCAUUGAUGUGGCCUGUUAUGGUAAUCAUGACUUUGACUUUGGCGAAGAUCGGCUCGUGGAGCUGGUUAAGCAGACUAGGUUUCCAUGGACUCUAGCGAAUGCUGUCUCUACAGUAGGGGGUCGCCUACUCGCCAAUGCGCAUGAGUAUGUGAUAAAAGAAGCUGCUGGAUACAGGAUUGGCUUCUUCGGCUUAGCAGGCAGCGACUGGCCAUCAAAUUGCAAACAUCUACCACAUUGCACCCUCUUGGACCCCGCGGCUGUGGCCAGACAAGUGGCUGCGCAUCUUCGACGCUCAGAAGAAUGCGACUUAGUGAUUGCCGUCACACAUAUGCGUCUGAUUGACGAUCUGGUCGUAUCUAAUGCCACUCUCUCAGGCGACGAAAGGGUAGAUUUAGUGCUCGGUGGGCAUGAUCAUCACGUUAUUCGUAGGGAGCCUGGUGACAAUAACAUGGAUCCGGAGACGAUACAAUCCGGAUCUUAUGCUUCGGGAGCCAAUAUGACCAACUUCAUUGGCAAUUCCACUGCUGGUACGCAUGUCGUUGCGUUUGCUCAUACAGGGAGUAUAGUGAAGCAAAUUUCGGAUCUAGAACGAUUACCCGAAUACAAUGAUAUCACACCUUUGCCACAAAUGCUCCGCAUCCUCGGCACUGUCCAUGACGAGAUUGAAAAAGUGGUCCGGCAGCCACUCUUUCGUACUGGUAUUCCGCUAGAGGGACGAAUGAGCCUAGUCCGUCGCCAAGAGACCAACCUAGGAAACUUGCUCGCAGAUGCUAUACGGGCUUUCAUAGCAUUGAUCAAUAGCGGGGCUAUACGAUGCGAUCGAGUUAUAAAUUGUAACAAUGGGUUGCCUCUCUGCAUUCGCGAUCUCAUUGAGAUUAGUCCAUUCGAUAAUACAUUUGUGGUCAAGCAACUGAGUGGAGAGGUGCUCUCUAAGGCACUUGAGAACUCCGUCUCGAAUGCCCAUACGGAUGGACGGUUCUUAAAAUUCUCAGGUCUUUGCAUAACCGUGAACUGGAGAUGGCCUGAAGGUCGUAGGGUUUGCAGCAUCUUCCAUACUCCGCCACAAAACGGCACACCACAACCCCUCGACAUGGAUCGCAUGUACACAGUUGCGAUGGUAGACUUUAUCGGCUCGGGGUUUGAUGGAUAUUCCUGCUUUCAGUCUGCCAAGACCUUAAUCAAUGUGGAAGGGGCAAUAACGGACACAAAUCUAUUGGAAAUUUUCAAGACUAGCGAUGCGGAUAAAGGGAAUUCUGAGACAGCCGGUGACCAUACGAAUGGUGGUCAAAGGGCAAGAAAAACUAUCAUCCAUCGAUAUCACGAGCUUGACGGCUUACCAAUUGUGAUGCCUAUAUUAGAAGACAGGAUAAAAUUUCUAGAUGAGUCAAACCUAUAG
This is a messenger RNA of Talaromyces atroroseus, 1653 nucleotides long. RefSeq lists its product as hypothetical. The transcript is spliced from 4 exons. Gene Ontology annotation, molecular function: hydrolase activity. Lineage: Eukaryota; Fungi; Ascomycota; Eurotiomycetes; Eurotiales; Trichocomaceae. Bases 1 to 1653 code for a protein of 550 amino acids. The record is from RefSeq and is a predicted model, not a curated record. Gene Ontology annotation, biological process: nucleotide catabolic process.